Pteropus alecto (black flying fox) is the source of this 683-nucleotide messenger RNA. RefSeq names its product trafficking protein particle complex 2 like (gene TRAPPC2L). Gene Ontology annotation, biological process: endoplasmic reticulum to Golgi vesicle-mediated transport. The transcript is spliced from 5 exons. Lineage: Eukaryota; Metazoa; Chordata; Mammalia; Chiroptera; Pteropodidae. The record is from RefSeq and is a predicted model, not a curated record. Gene Ontology annotation, cellular component: TRAPP complex; cytoplasm; nucleus. Bases 107 to 526 code for a protein of 139 amino acids.
UGACUGAGCAACUCAGGCGGGGCCAGACCAACUGGGUGACUGGAGGGACAGGGCCUCGGGGACCACGUGACCGGCGAAGGUCACGUGACGCAGCCGGCUUCCCAAGAUGGCGGUGUGCGUGGCGGUGAUCGCCAAGGAGAAUUACCCUCUUUACAUCCGCAGUGUCCCCAUGGAGAACGAGCUGAAGUUCCACUACAUGGUGCACACGUCCCUGGAUGUGGUGGAUGAGAAGAUCUCUGCCAUGGGGAAGGCCCUGGUGGACCAGAGGGAGCUCUACCUGGGCCUGUUGUAUCCCACAGAGGAUUACAAGGUAUAUGGCUACGUGACCAACUCCAAAGUGAAGUUUGUCAUGGUGGUGGAUUCCUCCAACACAGCACUUCGAGACAAUGAGAUUCGCAGUAUGUUCCGGAAGCUGCACAACUCCUACACAGAUGUGAUGUGCAACCCCUUCUAUAACCCGGGGGACUGCAUUCAGUCCAGGGCCUUUGAUAGCAUGGUGACAUCUAUGAUGAUACAAGUCUGUUGAACAAGAACACUGCUGCCUAUUGAUUGAAGAUUUUUGUAUAUAACUGUAUUGUGUAUAUGUGUAUUUAUUAUCAUUUGCCUCGUCCCGAGUGUCAGAGAAUGCUGUAUGGGGGCAAGGCCUGGUGUGGUGCAUAUCAACUAAAGGUCUUGUGACAUCA